Molecule: messenger RNA, 2294 nt
Organism: Drosophila hydei
Lineage: Eukaryota; Metazoa; Arthropoda; Insecta; Diptera; Drosophilidae
Gene: Papss
Product: bifunctional 3'-phosphoadenosine 5'-phosphosulfate synthase
Exons: 4
Coding region: 337-2226 (629 amino acids)
Biological process (GO): sulfate assimilation; 3'-phosphoadenosine 5'-phosphosulfate biosynthetic process
Molecular function (GO): adenylylsulfate kinase activity; sulfate adenylyltransferase (ATP) activity; ATP binding
Source: RefSeq, a predicted model, not a curated record
UAUGUGUGUACGUACAUGGGUGCUCGGUAAAUCAGAAAAUUAAUAUCAGAUUUAUUGUAGAUUAAUUAAAAUUAGUUUUAAGUUGAAAGUGAACUUGUGCAAUACAAUCAGUUCCUACCAAUAAGACAACGAAUGACCAACCAUUGGGCAACAUAUUAAUCCACUAAACCUAAUUGUAACACAGCAAACGAUUUCAUUCAUUGAUCAACGUAUUUGUACGUUUAGCAUACGAGAAACAAUCAAUUGCAUUUUCCAUUUUACACUGGCCACAUCAGUAUUGUUUGUAUUAGCGACGCAGGUGGACGUUUUGUUUGUUAUUAACUGCCAGCGAAAGUCAUGAAUGAAGCACCUGAGCAGAGCAAAAAGCGUCAAAAGACGUGCCUCCAGGUCGCAACGAAUGUGACCGAACAGAAGCAUCAUGUCACCCGGGAGACUCGAGGCAGGAAUUUGGGAUUGUGUCGCGGCUUUAGGGGCUGCACCGUGUGGCUAACAGGUCUUAGUGGAGCCGGGAAAACGUCGAUUGCCUUUGAGCUGGAGGCGUAUCUGGUCUCGAGAGGUAUACCCGCCUAUGGCUUGGAUGGCGACAAUAUACGCACCGGUUUGAAUAAGAAUCUUGGCUUUACGCCUGCCGAUCGGGAGGAGAAUAUACGGAGGGUGGGCGAGGUGGCCAAGCUGUUUGCAGAUAGCGGCGUUGUGGCCAUCUGCAGCUUUGUGUCGCCUUUUGCGGACGAUCGCGAGAUGGCGCGCAAGAUACACAAGGAUGCGGGACUGAAGUUCUUCGAGAUCUUUGUGGAUACGCCGUUGGCCGUGUGCGAAACGCGCGAUGUGAAGGGGCUGUAUAAGAAGGCGCGCGAGGGCGUCAUCAAAGGCUUCACGGGCAUCACCCAGGAGUAUGAGCGGCCCCAGCAUCCGGAACUGGUGGUCAGCACGGAUGACUGCACGGUGCGCGAAUCUACGCAACAGCUCGUCGCACUGCUGGAGCAAGAGGGCAUCAUUCCGCGUUCGCUGCGGGAUGUCGAUCAGCUGCCAGAGCUGUAUCCCAGCGAGGCCAGCGAAGUAGACGAACUGAGACAAGAGGCCAAAGCACUGCCGGCUCUAUCAAUUAGCACCGUCGAGCUGCAAUGGGUACAGGUACUGUCUGAAGGCUGGGCGUAUCCAUUGCGUGGCUUUAUGCGAGAGGACGAGUAUCUGCAGACGCUGCAUUUCAAUACGCUGCAAAGUGGCCUAGACGUUUCCUAUCGUGAGAACCAUUCGGUGCCCAUUGUGCUGAGCGCCAGUGAAGCAGAUAAGCAGCGCCUGGAGGGCGAGGCAGCUGUGACGCUGCAACAUGAGGGUCAAGCGGUGGCCAUACUACGUCGCCCGGAGUUCUAUUACCAGCGCAAGGAGGAACGUCUGUCGCGCCAGUUUGGCACCAGCAAUCCUAAUCAUCCGUACAGCAAACAGGUGUACGAGUCCGGAGAGUAUUUGGUUGGUGGGGAGCUGUCGGUCAUUGAGCGUAUACGCUGGAAAGAUGGCCUCGACCAGUAUCGUCUAACACCCAAUGAGCUGCGCUCGCGCUUUAAGGAGCUCAAUGCGGAUGCUAUCUUUGCCUUCCAGCUGCGUAAUCCCAUCCACAACGGGCACGCGCUGCUCAUGCAGGACACCAAGCGGCAACUGCUGGAGCGUGGCUUCAAGCAGCCGGUGCUGCUGCUGCAUCCACUGGGCGGCUGGACCAAGGAUGAUGAUGUUCCUCUGCAGGUGCGCAUGGCUCAGCAUCAGGCGGUGCUCGAUGCGGGCGUACUGCGACGCGAGGACACCGUGCUGGCCAUAUUCCCAUCGCCCAUGAUGUACGCCGGCCCCACGGAGGUGCAAUGGCAUGCCAAGGCGCGCAUGAAUGCGGGCGCCAACUUUUAUAUUGUGGGACGUGAUCCGGCCGGCAUGCCGCACCCAGACAAAGAGGCCUAUCCAGAUGGCAAUCUCUACGAUGCGACGCACGGUGCACGUGUGCUCAAAAUGGCACAAGGACUGGACAGCAUGGAGAUAUUGCCUUUUCGUGUGGCAGCCUACGAUAAGUCUGCCAGCCGCAUGGCCUUCUUUGAACCGCAACGCAAGGAGCAAUUUGAGUUCAUUUCGGGCACCAAAAUGCGCACGCUGGCCAAAACCGGGGCCAGUCCGCCAGAUGGUUUUAUGGAACCGCAGGCCUGGAAAAUACUCGCUACCUACUACCAAAAUCUACCACAGGCGUAACCCGGGAGCCAGCUAAAACAAUGUUGAGGGCCGUCCCGCACAACAAUUAGUGCAAUUUGCUUAGCUAU